Nematocida major is the source of this 729-nucleotide messenger RNA. RefSeq lists its product as uncharacterized. The record is from RefSeq and is a predicted model, not a curated record. The coding region runs from base 1 to 729 and encodes 242 amino acids. The transcript has a single exon. NCBI's taxonomy places the organism in Eukaryota, Fungi, Microsporidia.
AUGCCGGUCCACUACCCGGGUGCAGCUGACAGCGAAGAGUUAAAGGCAAGAGCGGACCCUUCAGGCAGCGGAACCCGCUUGAAGGAGUUCGUCUUUGAGAAGAAGGGGUUUUUUUCGACGUACAGGAUCCUUGCAGGUUUUCUGAAGCUGGCCGUGUACAUAACUAUGCUCACCAUUUCCAUCACGUACUGCUAUGACAUACUGGAAGACCUGCACAAAAACAACAUUGUUUGCUUCUGGAACAUUCUCUGCUUGUUCGCCUCUGUUUUCUUCACUGUUCUGAUGUGGGACGACUACAUCGACAGAAAAAACACAAAAACAAAAUCGGUCGAGCAGAAUGUAAUUUCUGUUCUGCUCUUUUUGCUUCUGGUGAUUCCUGGGACGGCGCUGGGAAACCCCUGGAUGUCCUUUGCAAUAACAAACACUCUCACGCCCCCGCUUGAGUAUCCGCUUGUUGCUCUCUGCCACUUGGCCAUGUACUGUCUGAGCGAGGCGUGCCCAGGGAGUUUGCUGAGCACGAUUGUCUCGGUUGCUCCCGGAGUGAUUGCGCUGUGCUCGCUCCUGGAGUAUGAAAUACACUUUUUCUACAAGAAGGCGCUGGUUCCUUCCAAGUACAAGGUCACAGCCACGGGCAUCCUUACAGGCGCACUUUGUGUGCUUUCUCUGGCUGCGUACCAGUUCAACCUGCUUGGCCUGGCACAGCCCGCGGGCGUGCGCGUAAAUGCAUAG